This is a messenger RNA of Manihot esculenta (cassava), 543 nucleotides long. Its product is annotated as josephin-like protein. Lineage: Eukaryota; Viridiplantae; Streptophyta; Magnoliopsida; Malpighiales; Euphorbiaceae. The record is from RefSeq and is a predicted model, not a curated record. The transcript has a single exon. Bases 98 to 487 code for a protein of 129 amino acids.
UCAUAUUUAAUAAUUCAUCAAUAAAUAGUCUCACAUCCUAGCCAACUGCCCCUUCCUCCUUGUUUCCAAAUCUCCCGUCUGCUGCAGCUGUCCAAAAAUGUCAUCCAACGGAAGUAAGCGAGUCAGUUUCAGCCCUGAUGUCCAUGAGAAGCCCAUUUUCUUCCCUAAACAUGGCGGUGGAAUCAGAGUAGCUACACAUAGGAAAAGGGUUGCCGGAAUCUUCAGCUUUAGGUUGCCCAGAAGCUCCAAAUUUUCUCCAGCAAGAAUACUCCGGCGACUCAGCGCUAAGGUAGCUAGAGUUUUACGUUUUGUGUCUAUGAGAAGGAAGUCUUCUCGCAAGGUGUCUUCAGCCAGUUUGGCAAGAUCAAGAUCUCUUGCAGAUGCAAUAGACUCUCAGAGAGCUGAAGCUAUAGAAGAUUGUAUCGAGUUCUUAAAUUCUUCUUCCUCUUUGCAGAGGUCAAAUUCAGUUUCUACAAAUUCUUGCUAGAAUUUUCGCAAUUGAUAUAUGUAAAUGAAAGAAAACAAGAAGUUUAUUAUUCUUUA